CGGUAAAAUACUAUAAACUAAACUACACUAAACAGUCUUACAAGUUCACAAUUUUGAAUUUACAUGUUCUACUGUCUUUUUUUAUUCAAUAUUCGGCUAAUAUCAUAAUUUUGUGUUUGUACCAUAGAGUAAUAGAGUAAUACUACUUAUGGGUGGUACAUUAUUAUUCUUUUGUAGUACAGUCUACUUUACAGAUAUAUAACUUUAAAUCUUUAGUUUUUACUCGAAAAAUAAUAAAGAUAUUUUUUAAACGAUGAUAACCAACCACGACAUUUUUUAGCGUUUGAUAUUCGCAUACUCUCGUUGGUUCGGUUUUAAGUUCAACAAGGCGGUCCUGUAAACCGUAACGAUUUCGUUUGAAAAUUCUAAAUAGAAAACAACAUGGCUUCACCUAGUAAAAGUUUGGGACCAUACAAAAUUAGUGAAGAAGAUUUAGAGGUACAGAGACGCCAACUUAGAUGUAUCAACAGGCGAUGUAGGUAUGGUGAUACUCUAAUUGAUGCAUUGGAACUAGCGUGUGCUUACUAUGAUAUUGAUUACAAGCCAGGCAGAGAGGUUUGCGUCACAUGUUUUACCAAAUGUCUUAAACAUUAUAAGUAUCUCGAAUCAAAAUGGAAGGAGGGAAAAUGUAUUAUGGAUUCCAGUUUUCCAAAUUAUGAUUCAUAUUUACUUAUUGAUGAUUCAUCAGGCGAUGACGAUGAUGAUGACGAUGACGAUGAGCCAAGACCUGGUACUUCUAGGGAUGGUUUACCUGCUGAUGAAGAUGUUAAAAAUGCUAUUGGUAGUGCAGUCACGCAUUAUUUUAAUAAAAACAAAUUUCUCUUUGAUCAUCAAGUUAAAUUAUGUGAUGACUAUAUGACUCGGGGAAUAACCAAAUGUUUGACUGAUGCAGAUGCAAUUGAUCAAGUUGCUUCUCAGUUAGAAGAUGAAAUGAAAUUAUUAAGGGAAGAAUUAUAUAAACCAUAUCAACCAGUUAUAACAUCCUUAGAUCCUGUAGAAAUAAGUGAUUUGGAGGAGGAAUUAGAAGAGGAAAAUGAAAACCUUGAAACACCUAAAGAAGAAGUUCAGUAUCCUGAUGAAGAAAUCAUUACAAAUCAAGAAGCUAAAAGACUUAAAUUAGAUAAAUCUGAUAAAGAAGAUGUUAUCGCUAUUAAUAGCACUGUUUUUCAUACACCAUCUCAUGUACCUAUGGAAGGGUCUUUAGAAUAUCCUUCUAUCGUUGAUGGACAAACUGUAUAUGGAAUGAAGUUAACUUUAUUACAACCAUGGUAUACAUGUAAGAUAAAAAGUUUAAUUAACAGUGAUUAUGUACACAUCAAAUUUGAAAACGAUGAAAAGUUAGUGACAACAAAGGAAAUUGCUUAUUGUACACUGAAUCCAGUGAGAUUUCCUGUGGGUUGCAGAGUAAUUGCUAAAUAUACAGAUCCCAAUUCUAAAAAUGUUGAAUUUUAUGCUGGUAUAAUAGCUGAACCACCUAAAAUGCUUAAUGUAUUUCGUUAUUUGAUUUUUUUCGAUGCUGGUUAUGUUCAAUAUCGACGACAUCAAGAUAUCCGUUUAAUUGCACGCAAAUCAAAUCAAGUAUGGAAUGAUAUACACCUGGAUUCAAAAGAAUUUAUAAAAAGUUAUUUAGAAAAAUAUCCUGAACGUCAAAUGGUUAAGUUGACUAUUCAACAUUCAGUCCGAGCAGAAUAUCAAAACCAGUGGCAGAUGGCAAAAGUGCUUGAAGUUGAUGCAUCUUUGGUUAAAUUAUAUUUUCCAGAAUUCAAACACAGUGAAUGGCUUUAUCGUGGUUCUUCACGUUUAUAUAAUAUUUUUGAAAAACAAACCAAGUUUGAGAGAGGCAUUCGAUUAAGGCAAUCUGGACUCGCUUAUUUAAAUAAACCAUUUGUAGAAUUUACAAGUGUUGAAGAAGAACCUUGCCGUAAUUUAGCAAAAAAUAAUGGUAAUGUAGCUCGUAAAAGUACCAGCAAAACACCAACACAAGGGGAUGGAACUACAGGUGAUGGAACUAGUUUUAAUAAUAAAUUUACUAAAAUUAAGGCUAAUUUCUCCAAGGUUAUUGAUAUUAUAUUGCCUAAAAGCGUUCCCAAUCCAAUUACUUAUAUUAAACACAAAUGUAAUCCUUCAUGUAUUGCAUGGACAGCAUAUAACUAUGAGAGAACACGACAAAUCAGCAUGUUGACUAUUCCUUUACAUUUUGGUUUUGUCAGAUAUCUGACAUUAUUUAAUAACUGUCAAAAACAUAUCCUGUACAGAACUCCGUGUGGUCUUACUAUUCGAAACAUGAAACAGAUGCUGGAAUAUCUUAUUGUUACCAAAAGCAAAAUGACUAUUGACCAAUUCGAUUUUAAUAGUUGGGUCAAUCCAUUUUCAGAAUUUAAAAUUAUAAAACAUGUGCAAUUUUUAAAAGAUAUAUCUGAAGGUAAAGAAUUUAGAAGCAUACCAUGUGUGAAUACACUUAACAGUAUAUUACCACCAAAAAUGGAUUAUAUGACUGCUAGACAACCAAUGCCAGGUGUUAGCAUAAAUGUAGAGAGUGAUUUCUUAUGUGGUUGUGACUGUACUGACAACUGCCAAGACAAAUCGAAAUGUGCUUGUUGGCAGAUGACUAUCGAUGGACAAAAGAUUUUACCUAAUCUAUACAAAGACCCUAAUAUUGGUUACAGUUAUCGAAGAUUACCCGAACGAGUCUUAACUGGUAUAUACGAGUGCAAUAAAACAUGUAAAUGUUCUAGUUCUUGUUUAAAUCGUGUUGUACAGAACCCAUUGUCACAAAAAUUACAAUUAUUCAUGACGGAGAAAAAAGGAUGGGGUGUACGAUGUUUAAACGAUAUACCUCAAGGAAGUUUCAUAUGUAUUUAUGUUGGUUGUUUGUUAACUGAAACUGAUGCUAAUGAAGGUGGCGUGAAUUAUGGUGAUGAAUAUUUAGCGGAGUUAGAUUAUAUUGAAGUUGUUGAAAAAAUAAAAGAAGAUUAUGAAAGUGAUAUACCUAUAAGUGACUGCGAGGAUGAUGCUGAGAAGAAUCUAUCCGAAUCGUCUGAUGAUCAAUAUCCUAGUACAUCUGAUGGCAAAAGAACUGAAAUGCAACUAAGGUUACGGAAACGCAAAAAAUCAAAAACUAAAAAAGAUGAUAAACAGGUACAUGUUCCAUCUAAACUAAAUGAUUUGAAAAACAACCCUGUAUCUUCAAAAUCAAUGCGUGAAUAUUUUGGAAAUAACGAGAGUGUAUAUAUCAUGGAUGCCAAAACUCGGGGCAACAUUGGACGUUAUUUAAAUCAUUCAUGUUGUCCAAAUACAUUUGUCCAAAAUGUAUUUGUGGAUACACAUGACUUGAGAUUUCCAUGGAUAUCAUUUUUUGCACUUCAUUACAUACAAGCUGGAACAGAACUAACUUGGGAUUAUAGCUAUGAUAUAGGAAGUGUUCCAGGAAAAAAUUUGAAAUGUCAUUGUGAGGCAAUGUUCUGUAGAGGGAGAUUACUUUAAUUUUAUAGCAAAAAGAGUCAAGUCUGAAACAAAAUAUAAUUUUUUUUUUAUAAUCAUAUCAUUUUUAAGUAGUUUAUAUAAAAUAAUAAAUUAGAUAUUUUCCAUAUAGUUUUAUUUAAAUAAUUUUAACGGGCAAUGUUUUUAUUUUUAUAGUUUUGACAAAACAAUGAAUGUAUUAUAUAAUUAAUCUAUAAUAAAGAAAAUAUUUUAAUUUUA
This is a messenger RNA of Aphis gossypii (cotton aphid), 3699 nucleotides long. Its product is annotated as histone-lysine N-methyltransferase eggless-like. Gene Ontology annotation, biological process: negative regulation of gene expression; heterochromatin organization. The coding region runs from base 382 to 3483 and encodes 1033 amino acids. Gene Ontology annotation, molecular function: DNA binding; histone H3K9 methyltransferase activity; protein binding. Gene Ontology annotation, cellular component: nucleus. The transcript has 5 exons. The record is from RefSeq and is a predicted model, not a curated record. Lineage: Eukaryota; Metazoa; Arthropoda; Insecta; Hemiptera; Aphididae.